UAGCAACUCGUGUCGUCAUGAUCGCACGGGAUUUCACGAGAGGAAACCAUUUCCGAUCAAAACAAAAAUGGCGCUGAACUGUCCAGAAGAAGUAGACGUCUUCAAAGUUCCACAUUCUAGAAUGAAGGAACUUGUGGACAAAUAUUUGGCCAUGGUGACAGACACAAAUUUCGCUAAUGUCCACCACAUGACAAAUCUCCUUGAAAAUCUUGUGGACGCUUUCCAAGAGUUCCGGGCCCACGAGCAAAUUGAGAACAAGUACAUAAUGAAGAAACUGAAGGCCAAACUGAAUGCUCUUUCCAUUCGAAGCUCAGCUGUAUGCAACUGUCAUUCUGAUAAUAGACUCACAGAAAUGUUAAGGCUUCUACAAGAUGGCUACCAGUGUCGAGACAAGAGCGAGGUGGACAGGGAGAAUUAUGGGAUAAAGCUGCGAUCGGCUCUGGAAGAUUUCACACGGAAGUUCAUACCUCACAUGGAAGAGGAAGAGGAGGUUUUCCAGCCAAUGUUGAUGAAGUAUUUUACCUUUGAAGAGUUGCGGUCCCUGAAAUCCAAAGUCAUCAGGAAACAUCAACAAACCAUUGAAGAAAAAUUUGAUGAAAUUGAAGAAUGUGUUUCAUCUUCUUCUGAUGAGGAUGAAAAAUGUUUGCGAGAAUCGCGUCGUGAACCUAGAGGCGUUGAAUUGCUCCCUGAUGAGGUAAUGCUGAACAUCUUUUCUUACCUUAAUCCCAAGGAGUUGUGCUUUACUGCGCAAGUGUCCAAGAGAUGGAAUGCUAUAGCCAUGGAUGGCUCAAACUGGAAAAUCAUCAGACCGGUGCAGUGGUUCCGCGGAGUCUGGUCUUGCCAAGACAGGAUGGAUGUAGAUCAAGAGGAGGCCAGCCUGGAGCAGGCAGAGUUCUAUCCCUUGGAUGUCAAAUUUGACGAGGACGCAGAUGUUGAUGAAUCUGAGGAAAGUGAUGACAUUGAUGAAAUGUCACAGCAGUGGAAGCUGGUCCAGCGGGAGUCCAGGUUAUUGACCUCAAUGGUGAAGUACCUUUUCCCCAGGGUGGGAGCCAGUGUAUCAGAAUUACACCUGGGCUACAGCAGGGGGUUAUCUAAUGGCGUGCUGUACAGGAUGCUGAGCUGUUGUCCUAACCUAGAAGUGCUGGACCUCACUCAGACCAGGGUGUCAGAUAUUGGAUUUAAAAGUAUGGGGAAAAAUAAAUGUGGUAGAAGACUGAAACAUGUUAACCUGUCUGGCUGUGUGAACAUCACCGACGUGACUUUACAGAGAAUUUCCCUCGCCCUGGGUUCUCUCACAGAGUCCAAGACUACCCCUCAGAACAAGGACUCGGACAACACUGCCUCCAUGCCAAUCAGUGAAGCGAGAGGCUGUUGUCAACAAGGCAUGUGUAGAUCCCAGCAGGAGCGCAGAAUCGGUGGUCUAGACUUUGAUUCAGUGGACCAAACUCUACGCAAUGCAUGUGAUGUUGUUGAGCGGGAGAUGAUGGCCUAUCGGUUGAUGGAAAUUUUAGAAGGAGAAAGUGUGUUCUCUCCUUUGUUGGAGCUUUCACUUCUGCCAUCUUUAAUGAGAGAUCAGCCAAGAACUAUUGAUUUUAAAAAAUGGACGAAAAAGACAUCUGGUCCCUGUGAUCAGACUUCAAAAUCUGUGGAUUCUCGGACAUUGAAUUCAUCUACAAGAGGAAAUCAAGAGUUAUUUCCCUUUCACUGUGUAACUUCAAACAGAUAUAAUAGUUCUGGGAACACCCAUCUAAGGACUAAUCUCUCAUCAGAGAGGUCUCCCAGACAAAGGACUGUCCCCUCCCUAGAGAGGGUUAGUGGUGGUGACCCUCACAGGACUAACAGCUGCGGGGGGAGGAGUGUGGUACAUGAAGUCUGUGAUAAGAGUGAUAAUGACACUCCCCAGAGGGCGCUGACGUUCCUGUCUCUAUCUGGCUGCUCACUGGUGACCGAUGAAGGCCUCAGGUUUCUAGCUGGAGAAGGGGGUCUUCCCCAUCUGGAACAUCUGGAUUUAUCCGGUUGUAUGCAGGUCACUGCAGCCGGAUUGACUGAGCUGGUCAGUGCCUGUGGGUCCCUUGACCACGCCCAUCUGUUUUACUGUGAUAACGUGGUGGACGAUCCUUACGCGCUGACGGCCAGUGGAUGUCAGAAUCUGGAGAUCAGCUCCAGGAAAUGUUGCAGGUCCGGAUUCUAACAGGUUUUCUACAGAAACUGGUGUGAUAGAAAUUACAUUGCCUUGAUGGGUGUCUUUUUUUUCAACAUAUUUGCAGUGCUAUAUGAUGUAUAUGUCUGAUGUUUUACAGUCAAUGGUGAUUUAGCAUGUUUUUUUCUAUUGAUACUACAAUUACUUGGCUCCCAUUUACCCAGUUUUUUGUUUCUGAAUCAGUUCUACAAAUUAAUAUACAAGUUUUGUUGUUUUUUUUUUCAUGUUUUUUGUAAAACUCAUUUGAUCAUUCUUUUGCAAAGUGAAGUCCCAAUGGAGAAAUACCAUAUGAUACUAAGAUCUCAUAUGACUAGCCCCUAAACCUAACAUGGUUUUGAAUUCUGGGUAUUGUAUUAUGUAUUGAGUAAAGAGUUCUACAUCUCUCAUCACUCUUCCAUAAAACCAUGUACCAUUUACAAGAUGCCAUUUUAUGCUUGAUGUGCUACUCAAAUGCAAAAAAAAAGUUCAUUUGCAAAAAAAAAAAUGUGUUUAUAUUAUCAUCAGUCAUCAAUUAAUUAAGAAAUUUAAGACAUAAUUGUAUAUAUUUUGGAAUCAAAAUACUAAUAAGUCCACCUUCAUAAACUACCAAGUAUUAUCUGCUUUAUGGUCAGGAAGGAGCGCACAUUGAGAUUUGUGUUGUACAUUGAGACCUUUAACCAUCUAAACAUCAUUAUGAUUGCUCAUCUGUUAAAUUAUUUUCUAUUAUUUCACAUUCUCCUAUACAAUGUGUUUACUAGAUAACUAUAACUUUAUGUUAUCCUAGAGUUUGCCCAAGCUGUAGACUUGAGGCCUCCUGCAGUCAUUAUGUCCCCACUAACUGGAUGUCCAAACUGAACAGAUAAUGCUUUACUUUAUACAAUAAAUUUUUGCUUUGUAUUUUCCUUUUUCAUUGAGAUGUUUUAUAUAUAUAUAACAUGUUUGUACAUUAUCUGCAUGUACAUACGUUGCGU
Messenger RNA from Magallana angulata, 3150 nucleotides. Its product is annotated as F-box/LRR-repeat protein 5-like. The record is from RefSeq and is a predicted model, not a curated record. Lineage: Eukaryota; Metazoa; Mollusca; Bivalvia; Ostreida; Ostreidae. Gene Ontology annotation, molecular function: protein binding. Bases 68 to 2191 code for a protein of 707 amino acids. Gene Ontology annotation, biological process: intracellular iron ion homeostasis; SCF-dependent proteasomal ubiquitin-dependent protein catabolic process. Gene Ontology annotation, cellular component: SCF ubiquitin ligase complex. The transcript has 10 exons.